AUGAAUUUGCAUGCGUGAAGCCUCCACAGAAGAAAAGAUGCCAUUUGCUUCUUGUCACCCCCCUAAGCAUGACUGUGAGCAGUAAGUUGGUUUCUUCCCUAAGUGACUUCAAAGGAAUUAAAUUUGUUCAGAAAUUUCUUUUUAAAGAAUGAGCUUCCUGCUGUUUCCCUUGCAGUUACUUUGACAUUUGCAAGAGAAGUCUUGACCUUCUUUUACUGCUUGUGCAGAACGCAAGUGGCAUGGUUGUAGAGGGCUACCUGAUGUUUCUCAGUUGUGGUUCUUGGCUCAUACCUGUUGAAAUACACUCGAUCCUUUGGUAUGUCAUUCUGGUGCCAUGACUUUGUUGCUUUUGCUAUGACUUGCACUCAGGCACUUUGCGUGUUGUAGAUCAUUUUUGGAUAAGUUUGGGGGGUUGAGACUUUUUUCUGUUUUGUUAAAGAACUUUUAGAGUAGCGUCAUUUUUUAAAACAUCUUUGUCUGAAAUAGAAACAACUAAUCUUUAGCCCAGCUGAGAACUAAGCUGGGCAUGACAGUGACUGUUGGCCAUGGCAAAGCUGAUGCGUAUGUGAUAAAGGCAAUUCAGAACUGGCUGAUUACAGGUAUAGCAGGUACUGCAGCAGCACUGCCAGACAUCUGAUUUGUGGGCGUUUGGGAGAGUUAACAUCCUCAGUUUCCAGCUUGUUUCCUUUCCUGUGUUCCUGUUCUGCUGAAAAAGUUGUUUCCCCUCAUCUCCCGUGCCAGCUAGGGGAGGGAGCUGAUGAUGUUAAGAUCUGUUCUCCCACCUUUUGCCUGUGUGUUUCUAUUUCUAGAUUUGGCUUUGGUGAUUCAGCUGGGAUUAUGGAAAAGUGAAAGAUCAUCAUGGCUUCUUCUAGCCCCAUUGCUCACACCUCCUGUUCCUGUGAUCACAGCCCCACCUUGUUCGCUCUGUCCAGAAGGAGCACACAGGUUCCAGUGGAUCAGGAAUCUGGUUCCAGAGUUUGGGAUCUCCAGCUCACAUGUCAAGGUGCUUUCAUCCCCAGCUGAAUUCUAUGAACUCUUGAAGGUGCAGAUAAAAACAGCCAAGCAGCGAGUGGUGAUGGCUUCACUAUACCUGGGAACUGGGCUCCUUGAACAGGAGCUGGUUGAUUGCUUAGAAGAAACACUGGAGAAAUCACUGCAAGCAAAAGGAUCGUCUAACCUCAAAGUUUCCAUUCUUCUUGACUACACCAGGGGAUCUCGGGGCAGGAAGAAUUCUCGAACGAUGCUAAUUCCAUUGCUGCAGCGAUUUCCUGAGCAAGUCCGUGUGUCCCUCUUCCACACCCCAAACCUGCGUGGACUUCUCAGGCUCCUGAUUCCAGAGCGUUUUAAUGAGACCAUUGGACUGCAGCACAUCAAGGUCUAUCUCUUUGAUGACAAUGUGAUCCUGAGCGGCGCAAACCUGAGUGAUUUGUACUUCACCAAUCGUCAGGACCGCUAUGUUCUCCUGCAGGAUUCUCCUGAGAUUGCAGACUUCUUCACGGAGCUAGUGGAUGCGAUUGGAGAUGUGUCUCUGCAAUUACAGCGAGAUGAUACAGUCCAGAUGAUGGAGGGGAUGGUGCACCCGUACCAAGGAGACAAGGUGGCUUACUGUGAGAUAGCAAAUCGAAGAGUCAUGGAGGUGAUCAACUCUGCCAGGACACGACAAGAACUUCUUCAUGCAAAGACUUUCCACAGCAGCCAGCAAGGCAGCUCCUUGUUAUCCCAGCAAGGCUCUCGAGCGUCUGGGGGUCUGAAAACAGAACCUGACACCUGGAUUUAUCCCUUAAUCCAAAUGAAACCUUUUGGGAUUCAAAUAGAUGAGAUGGUGACAGAGACGCUGCUGACAGAGGCUGAAAGGGAUGCCAGGAUAUACCUUAGCACUGGCUACUUCAACCUGACACAAGCUUACAUGGACCUCAUUCUGGGCACUAGGGCUGAGUAUCGGAUUCUUCUGGCCUCACCAGAGGUGAAUGGUUUUUUUGGUGCCAAAGGGGUGGCAGGUGCUAUCCCUGCUGCCUAUGUUUACAUUGAACACCAAUUUUACAGUGAGGUCUGCUACCUUCACCAACAGGAGAGGGUCCAACUGCAGGAGUACUCUAGGGCUGGGUGGACUUUCCAUGCCAAAGGUCUUUGGCUGUACCUGGCAGGAAGCGAUCUUCCCUGCCUAACUCUGAUUGGCUCUCCUAAUUUUGGAUAUCGAUCGGUUCAUCGUGACUUGGAAGCUCAGGUUGCGAUAGUGACAGAAAAUAAAGCUUUGCAGCAGCAACUCCAUCAGGAGCAGGAGCAGCUUUACCUCUGCUCAGGUGUAGUCUCAUCAUCAACAUUUGAGCAGCCAAAUCGUUACGUGAAACUGUGGGUGAAGCUGGUAACACCUCUGAUCAAGAAUUUCUUUUGAAAGAAGAGAAGUUGCUGCUUUGGGUUAAAGGUCCAGACAUAGGUGGGACCUCGCAUCCGUGUCUUAUAGACAGGACAUUCAUAGACAUUCUUGGUGUCCGUGCGGUCCACAGGGAUGGCUCUGAUGAAGAUGACUGGCAUCAUGGGUGUCAACUCCUUCAGUCGAGCGUCUGCGAUCACACCAGAAGGGAUGUCCCAUCGAGCACCUGCAAUAUUA
Messenger RNA from Haliaeetus leucocephalus (bald eagle), 2608 nucleotides. It is a transcript of the gene PGS1, whose product is annotated as phosphatidylglycerophosphate synthase 1. Gene Ontology annotation, biological process: cardiolipin biosynthetic process. The transcript has 10 exons. Bases 758 to 2392 code for a protein of 544 amino acids. Gene Ontology annotation, molecular function: CDP-diacylglycerol-glycerol-3-phosphate 3-phosphatidyltransferase activity. The record is from RefSeq and is a predicted model, not a curated record. Gene Ontology annotation, cellular component: mitochondrion. Lineage: Eukaryota; Metazoa; Chordata; Aves; Accipitriformes; Accipitridae.